Messenger RNA from Phoenix dactylifera (date palm), 3635 nucleotides. Its product is annotated as auxin response factor 7-like. Gene Ontology annotation, cellular component: nucleus. The record is from RefSeq and is a predicted model, not a curated record. Gene Ontology annotation, biological process: regulation of DNA-templated transcription; response to hormone. Gene Ontology annotation, molecular function: DNA binding. NCBI's taxonomy places the organism in Eukaryota, Viridiplantae, Streptophyta, Magnoliopsida, Arecales, Arecaceae.
GUCCGUGUCUUUCGUCUGAGGGAGGGAUUCGGUUCUCGAUCGGGUUGGAGCUGGGGGUGUGGAGGAAGCGCCGGGAAAGGAGCUCGAUGGUGUAAAAAAAAUUAUGUUUUUUGAGGUUUGUUGGGGACUUUGAGGGAUUUGAGCUUGGUUUGAAGCGGAGUUCGAGGUUGGGGCGGUAGUGUGGGGGAUCGAGGGAGAUCUGUUUUUGGGACUGUGAUUUGGGGAUUGUUAGUGGUCUGCUUACUGGAUUCGGGAGAUUCUGUUGUCUGGAGGAGGGAAUUCGCGGGGUGUGGCGAGGGAUACGGAAUCUCUCGACGGGAAACCGAGGGAUUUGGUGUUUGGAGACGGAAAGGAGGGAACUUGGACGUAAAAAGGUCGGUUUUAUAGCAUCAUAAGGGUGAUUCCAGCAGGCUAAUUGUUCUGGAAUCGGAGAAUCGCGAGGCCUGAGGUCGGACUUGGUGGAGUUUUGGGAGGAAUUCCGCGAUCUCUCUUCGUCGGCGUCGCCUUUCUGGUACUCCGCUUUCGGUAAAUCCGGAGGACUUUGCUGGAUUUUUAACGGCAAGGAGGGCAAGUGGAUUAUUUUCCGGCGGAGGAGGGGCGCCUUUAUGCUCCCUUUAGCCGUUAAAGAUCUAAAAUUCCGUUUCGAAAAGGGGAGGAAGUGAAGUCGGUGCCCCGGAGGGGCGGCGUUUCUAGGGCUAGCUUUCGAGGGUGUAAAAAGCGGCAAUUGGCAGCGAAGAGCAGCGAUAGCGCUCAGAUCCAUUUUGGGCCUCCUUUGCCCUCGUCUUAGGUUCGUAGGGUGUGGGAUUUGGAGCUCCUUCGCAGUUAAUACGUGGAUCAGUGGGUCAUUUAUGAGCAUUUAUGUUGGUUUGAAGGCGAAACCGAAGGGAUCUUAUCCUUUUUUUUUUAACCCUUUAGUCUUAUCGCUUCCUUCUGGUGGAGAAAUGUCAGGGGAGAUGGGUUAGGAAAGGUGGAAGCUUUGGCUGAUUUUGUUUGGUGUUUUCCUAGCUGAAGUUUGGUUCUUGUUGAUUCAAGCGUUGGAAGGGAUCUAGCAAAAUUUCAUGGCGUUCCCACCGCCGCAUAGUUCAUCCGGAGGACUCCCCGGUUCAGCAACUUCUGCAGAUGUAUUAUACCGAGAACUUUGGCAUGCUUGUGCUGGACCUCUUGUUACUGUGCCUCGUGAUGGGGAACGAGUCUAUUACUUUCCUCAAGGUCAUAUGGAACAGCUCGAGGCAUCGACAAAUCAAGGGCUUGACCAGCAUAUGCCUUUGUUCAAUCUACCUUCAAAGAUUCUUUGCAGGGUGGUCCAUGUUCAACUUCGGGCUGAACCAGACACCGAUGAAGUUUAUUCACAGAUUACUCUGCUGCCUGAACCAGAUCAAAGUGAGGUUACAAGCCCAGAUUCUCCACUACCUGAACCUGAAAGGUGCAUAGUCCAUUCCUUUUGUAAGACAUUAACUGCUUCAGAUACAAGCACCCAUGGAGGGUUCUCCGUUCUUAGGCGGCAUGCGGAUGAAUGCUUGCCUCCACUGGAUAUGUCCCAGCAUCCACCUUGGCAAGAAUUGGUUGCCAAAGAUCUUCAUGGCAAUGAAUGGCAUUUUCGUCACAUUUUUCGAGGGCAACCUAGGCGUCAUCUGCUUACUACAGGAUGGAGUAUCUUUGUGAGUUCGAAGAGAUUGGUAGCAGGUGAUGCAUUUAUCUUUUUAAGAGCUGAGAAUGGUGAGUUGCGUGUUGGAGUAAGGAGGCUUAUGAGACAACUCAAUAACAUGCCAUCAUCAGUCAUAUCCAGUCACAGCAUGCAUCUUGGAGUUCUGGCCACUGCCUCUCAUGCUGUAUCCACAGGGACUCUGUUUUCUGUCUUUUACAAGCCAAGAACGAGCCGGUCUGAGUUUAUCAUCAGUGUCAACAAGUAUCUUGAAGCCAAGAAUCAUAAAUUGUCUGUUGGGAUGAGGUUCAAGAUGAGAUUUGAGGGUGAUGAAGCUCCUGAAAGAAGGUUCAGUGGUACUAUAAUUGGUGUGGGAGAGACAACACCAUCUAGAUGGGCAGAUUCAGAAUGGAGAUCUUUAAAGGUCCAAUGGGAUGAACCUUCAUCCAUCCCACGCCCAGAUAGAGUCUCGCCAUGGGAGUUAGAGCCACUUGUUGCAGCUACUUCUCCAACAUCUCAACCAACACAGAGAAAUAAACGUGCACGACCUCCAGCUUCACCUUCUAUUACGCCUGAUAUUUCUCCGGUGUUUGGUUUGUGGAAAUCCCCAGUUGAGUCUACCCAAACUUUGUCUUUUUCAGGGUUACAACAAGGUCGAGAUCUUUAUCCAUCUUCGAGCCCCACCUCAUUGUUCUCAUCAACAUCAAAGCCUGCCUCCAUGGGAUCAAACACUGGGUCAUUGGCAGUUAUGAACAGGCCUGCGUACUGGCCAGUCAGAACAGAUUCACAAACUGAGUCUUUCUCGGCAAGCAUCAACAGGGAACCAUGUGAAAAGAAGCAGGAUACUGGCACUGGAUGCAGAUUAUUUGGGAUCCAAUUAAUAGAAAGUUCUGCCAUAGAGGAAACUUCACCGCCGGCAAAUGUUUCUGCUGCUAUUGGUGAGGUUCACCCAGUAAAAUCUUUGGAGGAGGAUUCUGAUCGGCAAUCUCAGCCAUCCAACGUUAACAGGUCUGAUGCCCCUGCAGUCAGCAGUGAGCCAGAGAAGUCGUGCCUCAGAUCAUACCAAGAGACUCAAAGUCGGCAACUGAGGAGCUGCACCAAGGUUCACAUGCACGGUAUGGCAGUUGGGAGGGCAGUGGAUUUGACAAGAGUAGAUGGAUAUGAUGAGCUUCUCCAAAAGCUCGAGGAGAUGUUCAACAUCAAGGGAGAGCUCACUGGUCCAGUCAAACAAUGGCAGGUUGUCUACACCGAUGAUGAAGAUGACAUGAUGCUGGUUGGCGAUGAUCCUUGGCUAGAGUUUUGCAGCAUGGUGAGAAAAAUUUAUAUUUACACAUGCGAGGAGGCGAAGAGGCUGUCACCCAAGGUGAAAUUACUGGUCAUCAGCGAUGCCAUCAAGCCUGGGUUGAAGAAAUCUUCAUCAGAUGCUGAUUCUGCACGGAACAGACCCGACGACCCGGAUGCUGCUGACAAGGAGUGCUGAUCAUAGGAGUAUGGUAUUGCCCGCAAAGCUUUUGUAUGUUUCUUUACUCGGAGCCUCAGCCAUAAGCUUGUGGUCCAGCACGGGCCCUCAUUUGUUUUGCGCCACGGCUGGUGUUGCCCUUUGUGCCGUGUCGCUGCUGGAAUGGCAGCUAGUAAAAGAAUGGAUAGGGGCAGUGCGCUGGGUCUCAUCCAUAUUGUUUUGGCAAUAUCAUCUUUUUGUUAGUCCAGUCAUAGCAGGGCAUGUGGAGGCUGGCGGGCUAGUGGUGAAGUGAUGGGCUCUUGUCUGUAUUGAGAAAGUAUUACAUUGGAAUAGGGGGUGAUGAAGUUCCCACUCUCUUCUUUCCUUUUCUUUUUAACCAGGAGUAAAUAGGAUAUAUGUCUAUCUAUACACGCUAAUGCACUGCUGAAUGUCUUAUGUUGCUUUAUUUUGGGUGGCAAGUUUGUUUUUCCCCUCUCCUUUGUUACAUCAUAUGCUUUAUGGUUGCUUUAUGGUUUGAUGGGGGAAAAAAAUUAU